This is a messenger RNA of Pecten maximus, 696 nucleotides long. Its product is annotated as extensin-like. The record is from RefSeq and is a predicted model, not a curated record. Bases 1 to 696 code for a protein of 231 amino acids. The transcript has a single exon. Lineage: Eukaryota; Metazoa; Mollusca; Bivalvia; Pectinida; Pectinidae.
AUGGAUGAGGCCAAGAAAGAAAGAAGAAAUGCAAAAAGAAAGCUUCCAGCAACCCCACCAGAACCAAGGCGGCGAUUGCCCUUUAUACCUACCCAGGCCGUACAACAUUGUCCACCCAGACUACCUACACCACCUCCAAUGGCACCAGAGAAUAGGCCACAAACACCAGAGAUUUUGUCACCAACUACCCCAAGGCCACAGACAACAGAAAAUAGGCCACAGACAGCCCCAAGACCACAGAUGAGGCCACCAACUCCCCCGAGGCCACAGACACCAGAAAAUAGGCCACAGACACCCCCAAGACCACAGAUGAGGCCAUCAACUUCCCCGAGGCCACAGACACCCCCAAGACCACAGAUGAGGCCACCAACUUCCCCGAGGCCACAGACACCAGAAAAUAGGCCACAGACACCCCCAAGACCACAGAUGAGGCAACCAACUCCCCCAAGACCACAGAUGAGGCCACCAACUACCCCAAGGCCACAGACACCAGAAAAUAGGCCACAGACACCACUAACACCAAAGAUGCCCAACUCGAGACAUCUGAUAUUACCCUCAACACCACAGGCGACUCGGUCAAGAAUACAGGAAUCACCGCAGAGACCAGAGACACUGAUCCAGACGAGGCCACAAAAAAGACACCAGGUGUCCCAGCCUCCAUCAGAAACAAAAUUAUUAAAGUCGACAAAAGGGUAA